AUGGCCGCCAUCAGCGCCGCAAAGACAGUGUUCUCCGCAUUCAGCAACGAUAAACCCCAUUCGUCUAUCACGCAGUGGAUAGAUAUUGUCACAUCCAACAGUUAUGAGGACGAGGCAUAUGACGGCAUCCCCGAAAUCGUGGAUUCAAUCAACUUGCAGCCGACCGGACCUGCAGAAGCCUCCAGAGCAAUACGGAAGAAGAUCAAGCACGGAACCGUGCACAAUCAGUAUCGGGCGCUAGUGAUCCUGAAAGCACUUGUGGAGAAUGGGGGGCCGCGGUUCCAAAAAUCGUUCGCGGAUCACCAACUUACCGAUGCUCUGAAACACCUCGCGACGGACCCCACCACGGACCCUAAAGUGAAGAAGAAGUUGCUCCAUGUUCUGGCUUCCUGGAAUCAACAGUUCAAAGACGAUCCGAGCAUGUCUUUUGUAGCCGGCCUAUACAAGCAGGUCAAGCCUGAACGCCCGCGGAGCGUCGAUCCCCACCAGAUUGCGCAGAUGGAUGCAGAAAGGAGGAAGCGGGAGGAAGAGUACGAGCGAAAACGCCGGGAAGAGAAGGAAGCAAAGGAGGAAGCAAAGAGGCGUGCCAAGGAAGAGAAAGAGGCGGAGAAACGGAAGAGGGAGGAAGAGGCUCGGAGGGCACGGGCACGAGCGAACAGGAAGCCAUUCGUGUUUGAGCAGGAGAAGCCAAAGAUCCUAGAAUCGAUUGCGACCGCAUCGCAAGCGUCCAGCAAUCUCGUGAAUGCGAUCACGCUCGUGAACACGGCCAAUGACAGCCUGCAAGCCAAUGAGCGCGUGCAAGAUUGUCUUGCGAAAGCGAAGCAAUCUCGGAAGGUUAUCGUUCGGUACAUUCAGUUGGUUGAGAACGAAGACCUCAUCGGAACGUUGAUCGAAGUCAAUGAGCGCAUAAUAGCGGCCCUAGAGAUGUACGACACGCUCUCCAAACCUGUGGUCACCGAGAAGGACGUCGACGACGUACAAGCCGGUUUGGUGAAGGCGAAUAUUCACGAAUCGGAAGUGUCCAAGCUGCAGGAGAAACAACGUGCUGCGGUCCAGCGGGCCGUGAAGGCCGGGAGCACGCGCGGAAAGCAACGCGAGGAAUCUUCGUAUGAAGCUCAGAGGGCCACACCGGCGCACCCCGACUUACAGGAUCUAAGCUUCGGCGCCAUAGGAGACGAGAAGAGUCAGCUCCCGCCUCCGAUGAGGCCCAAUGCGCCCCGGUCCAGCGAUGAUUACGGCUAUGAUGGUUAUCGUCGCGGGUCACUCUCCGACUUCAGCGACUACCAGUCAUCGGAUGAAGAGGCGCAUGAUAAGCACGCAUAUGCGUCUGGCUCCUCAGGGAGGAAUUAUGUCCACGUGUCCGACGACGAAGAACCCGGGACUCAGCCGAACAAGGGGUUACUGGAGGAAGACCCAUUCGCAGACCCUUUCGUAGAUCCCGAAGACGAGGGUGUUACGCUAGGGACGGAGGUUCAGCAUGGAAUGAAAUGGUAA
Molecule: messenger RNA, 1494 nt
Organism: Punctularia strigosozonata HHB-11173 SS5
Lineage: Eukaryota; Fungi; Basidiomycota; Agaricomycetes; Corticiales; Punctulariaceae
Exons: 11
Coding region: 1-1494 (497 amino acids)
Biological process (GO): actin cortical patch localization; actin filament organization; endocytosis
Cellular component (GO): actin cortical patch
Molecular function (GO): ubiquitin binding; phosphatidylinositol binding
Source: RefSeq, a predicted model, not a curated record